Messenger RNA from Ochotona curzoniae (black-lipped pika), 1348 nucleotides. It is a transcript of the gene MBD3, whose product is annotated as methyl-CpG binding domain protein 3. Bases 94 to 960 code for a protein of 288 amino acids. The record is from RefSeq and is a predicted model, not a curated record. The transcript is spliced from 6 exons. Gene Ontology annotation, molecular function: DNA binding. Lineage: Eukaryota; Metazoa; Chordata; Mammalia; Lagomorpha; Ochotonidae.
CGGGCGGCGGGCGGCGAGCGAAGCGACUCGAAGCGUCCGGAGGCGGCGAGCGGGGGGUCGGCGCGGCGGCGUUGGCCGGAGGAGCCGGGCGCGAUGGAGCGGAAGAGGUGGGAGUGCCCGGCGCUCCCGCAGGGCUGGGAGAGGGAAGAAGUGCCCAGAAGGUCGGGGCUGUCGGCCGGCCACAGGGAUGUCUUUUACUAUAGCCCCAGCGGAAAGAAGUUUCGCAGCAAGCCGCAGCUGGCGCGUUACCUGGGCGGCUCCGUGGACCUCAGCACGUUCGACUUCCGCACUGGCAAGAUGCUCCUCAGCAAGGUGACCAAGAGCCGCCAGCGCGUGCGCUACGACUCGGCCAACCAGGUCAAGGGUAAGCCUGACCUGAACACGGCGUUGCCUGUGCGGCAGACAGCGUCUAUCUUCAAGCAGCCGGUGACCAAAAUCACCAACCACCCGAGCAACAAGGUCAAGAGCGACCCGCAGAAGGCCGUGGAACAGCCGCGCCAACUCUUCUGGGAGAAGAAGUUGAGCGGCCUGAACGCCUUCGACAUCGCGGAGGAGCUGGUGAAGACCAUGGACUUGCCCAAGGGCUUGCAGGGGGUGGGGCCCGGCUGCACGGACGAGACGCUGCUGUCGGCCAUCGCCAGCGCCCUGCACACCAGCACCCUGCCUGUCACCGGGCAGCUCUCGGCCGCCGUGGAGAAGAAUCCCGGCGUGUGGCUCAACACCACGCAGCCUCUGUGCAAGGCCUUCAUGGUGACGGAUGAGGACAUCCGGAAGCAGGAAGAACUGGUGCAGCAGGUGCGGAAGCGGCUGGAGGAGGCGCUCAUGGCUGACAUGCUGGCCCACGUGGAGGAGCUGGCCCGCGACGGGGAGGCCCCGCUGGACAAGGCCUGCGGCGACGAGGAUGAGGAGGAGGACGACGAUGACGAGCCGGAGCCAGACCGGGAGAUGGAGCCCGUGUAGGCAGGUGCGGGCGAGCUGGCGUGGCGGGGCUGCCGGUCACUCACGGCCCGUCCCUCUGCAGACCCUGGCCCCGUGCCCAGCUUGCCCCGCAGUGGUCCCGCAGGCCAGACCCUGCCCUGCAGCUCCUGAGAAGACUCACUUCCUGGAGGUGCUGGUGGCCCCGCGUCCUGCCUGACCGGGGCCCAACCAAGGACUGGCCCAGCCAGCGCCCCCACCCCAGGCCAGCCAGUUGUCUCUGGGUCAGGCUGUGUCUGUGCAGAACCCUGCCUGGAACUGUCCUGGGCCUGCCCUCCAGGAAGGGCUGGCCCCAAAGGCCCAGCGAGUGGGCCCCGGGGCUGUUGCCCUCAAUAAACAAUGUCACGGCUGACGCAGGCCGGAUGACGCGUGA